Babesia ovata is the source of this 1101-nucleotide messenger RNA. RefSeq names its product secy-independent transporter. The transcript has 5 exons. The coding region runs from base 1 to 1101 and encodes 366 amino acids. Gene Ontology annotation, cellular component: membrane; endoplasmic reticulum. Lineage: Eukaryota; Apicomplexa; Aconoidasida; Piroplasmida; Babesiidae. The record is from RefSeq and is a predicted model, not a curated record. Gene Ontology annotation, biological process: endoplasmic reticulum tubular network organization; membrane organization.
AUGGCCACCUCACUCACUGACGCCGAGAAGGCCUUCCUGGGUAAAGACAAUGCAAAUUACCAGACACAUACCGUAGAGUUCAAAUGGGAGGAAUCGGAGCAGUGGCAGCACUACUACAGCAACUUCUUCCCGGCCCCGCCAGCCAGCAAACUACCCAAGUACAAGCGCGCAUGGUACAGACGCGUGGUGGACCCGAACUUACCGGCCGAUUCCACGGUAGGAGACGUCGACCCUCCAGCCACUAGCAAGAGCAGCUCAACAACCACCGCAGCCGAACCAGCAAAAGAGACGCCUAGAAGAACGUAUUUCACGAUGGAAAUGGCGAAGGAGGUGCUGGUGCGCCUCGAGCUCGCGGCGAGGCUAAUCUUUCUCGUGUCGACCUUCCUGCUGUGUGCGACACGCCUGACGAGGAUUCUGCCUGUUAGGCAUUUCAUGGUUAGUUGCCAGCGCAUACGCAGCGCAAAUGUGCCACAGCCCUUAAACACCGCGUCGACAAUGUCGUUCUUCCUCUUCCUGAUCUUCGCGAUUCUGAAGGACCAUGGGAAGCCGAAGCUCUCCAUGGAUUACGUGGCACGGGUCAUAGGGGACAGUAAUAUUCUCUACAUCGCCUUCGGAGCCGCCGUGUUCGCCGCGCCGAAGUCGCUGGUGAUUCUCGCCCCUCAGGUGGUUACAUGUCUCAUUGGACUGGACAAGUUGUACAAGAAUCACCACUCCUUGAUGCCCUUGAUACUGAAAGCCGACAUCUUUAGAAACUGUUUCAAGGUGCUGGACAACUACGUCGUCGAGAUGCACACGAUGCGCGCUAUUAUGGAGGUCGUUGUGCUCUUCCACAUGAUAUUCGGGCUUGUACUCGGGGGAUGGACGAUCAUCAACGUGCUGCUCUACUCUAACUUCAUCAAGUUGAAGCUGGCCAGAAACGACGUAUACCUGAUUUCAAUACUCCGCCAAGUACACGGUACGGCUUUUCAAGUGCAUGCCUCACGAUUUGCAGACGGAAUUGGUCGUCUGCUGGCACACCCGUCCCUGCCGCCGGUAAUGCGCAAUGUAUACCAGAAGGCAGUCGCGCUUCUCCAGAGAUUCUUCAUGCCGCGAAGGCCGUGA